AUGCGGGGAGGCCGCACCGGCCGAUUGGAGCUGCUGUUCUUCUUCACAGAUGAUUGGAAAAGGUCCUCGUCGCUGCUGUUGCUUCUGCUGCUGCUGCAGCAAGGAGAGAGGGCACCCCGCCGUCCAAGCGACGCAGCCACUGAAGCUGCUGCUGUUAGGAAAGGACACGGAAGGCCCCGCAUAGGAAGCCUACCUUUGCUUCUAGAGAGAGCCAAACGACUUCUCACCCAAAGGCGUAGAAUGCCGGACUCUGCCAAUGUCAUUGUAGUCUCAGACGUCAAGGCUGCUGUUGCUGCUGCACCGCUGCUCGCUGCGGCUGGGGCGGCCAGCAGCGGCUUUUCUGCAGCUGUCGCGGCGUUAAAUCUCUCGCUUCAGAAGCUUUUUGCAUGUGCUAGCUCAACGCUCUAA
This is a messenger RNA of Eimeria necatrix, 408 nucleotides long. RefSeq lists its product as hypothetical. NCBI's taxonomy places the organism in Eukaryota, Apicomplexa, Conoidasida, Eucoccidiorida, Eimeriidae. The transcript has a single exon. The record is from RefSeq and is a predicted model, not a curated record. The coding region runs from base 1 to 408 and encodes 135 amino acids.